GUAAUAUAUGAAUAAAAAUCGAGUUAUCGAUAGGGAGAAUGUAUCGAUAAACUAUCGAAAAACUUUUUGAGUCUGUAACUGUCUAUAUUAUAGGAACUGGUAAAUUUCUGGAAUCAAUUUGUAAGGUACUGCCUAAAAGUAUUUUCUUUAUUAAUUUAAAACGCCUGAUAUUAUUUCAAGAAAGUUAAGUAUAUGUGCUUAUGCAUGCAUAUAUCCUACAAAUAACAACAAAAAGAGGAAAUUGACAAAAUAUGUCAGAUCCAAUUGAUUAUAUUGAUUUAACAGUAGAUUCACCAAUUGAUAAAUCUUUAAGAUUACGAAAUAGAAAUGUUUUACGAAAUAAAAAUAUAUCUAAUAAUAAUACAACUAAACCACGAAAACGCAAACCAAAAUUAACACAGCUUCAAGAUUCUAUUAUAGAAAUACAUGAGAAUACAUGUAAAGAAGCAAUGGAAAUUAUAGAUUUAGAUAAUAUUAAUACUACAGAGAAAAAUGAAUUAAUAUAUUAUGUUGAUGAUUCUAAUGAAGGAAAUUCAAUUGUUUUGACUUGUCCAAUAUGUUAUGAACAAUUAUCUUCUAAAAUGAAACCAACAUGUACUCCUUGUGGACAUAUAUUUUGCACACAAUGUUUAAACUUAGCUUUACGUAGAGCUAAAAAAUGCCCAAUAUGUCAAAAAAUUAUUAAACAGCAAUCUUGUACUCGUAUACAUUUAUUAUAGUUUUUGUUUGUCAUAUUUAUUUACUUUCAUUUUUAUAUGUAUGAUAUAAUGAACAAAUAUAAU
Apis laboriosa (Himalayan honeybee) is the source of this 782-nucleotide messenger RNA. RefSeq names its product peroxisome biogenesis factor 10-like. NCBI's taxonomy places the organism in Eukaryota, Metazoa, Arthropoda, Insecta, Hymenoptera, Apidae. The coding region runs from base 252 to 719 and encodes 155 amino acids. The transcript has 3 exons. The record is from RefSeq and is a predicted model, not a curated record.